AUGGUGCUCUUGACACAUUCCACGGUCUCCAUCAUUCUAUCGACUGGAGUGGUCUCGAUAUUCACAUUCCUCUUAUUCUUGUCGGGUUAUGCGCUCCAGCAGCAAUCGGUCCGGACCAUCCAGAAUGUCAUUCGGCCCCCCGAGCAUCCACAAGUCUACAAACGAAGCCAAGAUCCACUAUCCGAUCUCGAUAUCGAGGAAGAUCUAGAAGAACCGCCCCAAGUACAUACAAAAGUCACACCUGGGGUCGAAGGGAACUAUGCAUACCUCCAGCUCUUGUCCGACCCUGACCCCUCCAACAUCUGCUCCGCCAUGCUCUUGUUCAAACAACUCUCUACGAACAACAGCGCGAUCCACGAUCGCCUCUUCAUGUACCCAUCAUACUGGGACACCAUGACUAUCUCCAAGCCCGUCUCAACAGCACUUUCUCUUCUUCGAGACGCCAGCCUCAAGUACGACAUAUGGCUCCUUCCCAUAGACAUGUCGGCUGCUACAGCAGCAGGCUACACGGCCACGGACACAAAGCUCCUCCGUUUGGGUCAAAUCCAGUUUAUGCAAUAUGACGGCGUGCUAUACCUUCAGACACCUGGACUACUUCUCGACUCGGCCAAGUUGGACUCUAUGCUUCUUUCUCGCCCGCUUCCUCUACGGCACGACAAGAGCAGGGUCGAAUCAUACAACAACGAGGCGUGGAUCUCUAUGCCGCUGCGUGCGGAGCAAGACGCCAAUCUCCCACCUGUGUAUCUUGUUACCGUGAACAACAUCGAGAACGGCAACAUUGAGGCCCGCGCGCAUAUCCCGAACCUGGCGUUGGAGGGCUUCGGACGCAUUGUCACUGGGCCUUGGGGUGUUCCGGCUGACUUGGAUGCUGAAAUUAACCCUGCAGAGCAACCCGGAUAUGUCUUCUUUCAACGCGACGAUGAGGGACAUGCGAAAUGGGAGAACAACCCACUGUUUGGCUCCUGGCGAGCACAACAAAGCGAGAUCUGCGAAGGGCUGGAUUUAGAUGGGACGUUAGACAAUGAUAAUGAUGAUGAUCUUUGA
Aspergillus mulundensis is the source of this 1044-nucleotide messenger RNA. RefSeq lists its product as uncharacterized. The coding region runs from base 1 to 1044 and encodes 347 amino acids. NCBI's taxonomy places the organism in Eukaryota, Fungi, Ascomycota, Eurotiomycetes, Eurotiales, Aspergillaceae. The record is from RefSeq and is a predicted model, not a curated record. The transcript has a single exon.